Molecule: messenger RNA, 595 nt
Organism: Kogia breviceps (pygmy sperm whale)
Lineage: Eukaryota; Metazoa; Chordata; Mammalia; Artiodactyla; Physeteridae
Product: protein NipSnap homolog 3A-like
Cellular component (GO): mitochondrion
Source: RefSeq, a predicted model, not a curated record
AGUCAUUAUUUUCUCCCUAUUCCAGGAGUCUGCGAGCUGGUAACUUUUCAGAUGAAACCUGGUGGGCCAGCUCUGUGGGGUGACGCAUUUAAAAGAGCGGUUAAUGCCCAUGUCGAUCUAGGCUACUCAAAACUAGUUGGAGUUUUCCAUACAGAAUAUGGAGCACUCAACAGAGUUCAUGUUCUUUGGUGGAACGAGAGUGCGGAUAGCCGAGCAGCUGGGAGACACCAGUCUCAUGAGGAUCCCAGAGUUGUGGCAGCUGUUCGGGAAAGUGUCAAUUACCUAGUGUCUCAGCAAAAUAUGCUUCUGAUUCCUACGUCAUAUUCACCAUUGAAAUAGUUUUCCGUGGAAAUACAAAGCAUUGCAUGAACUGCCAUAAGACGUGUCUGUUAACGGUGCUUAAAUUCUUCCAAGAGAUUCUCACUUUUAUUUGGAGGAGGUGGUAAGCUAAUUUGCUAUGUCCCUUGCAUUUCUUAAAAGCUACUCUCUAGCCACUGUCACCACCACUUCAGGAAACAGUCUGUUCAUUUUCCCCUUGAUAUUUCAGUACCUGUCACACAUUAAAAAUAGUGGCCAUUACUACAGUAUCUUGAUU